This is a messenger RNA of Rhopilema esculentum, 3023 nucleotides long. RefSeq lists its product as uncharacterized. NCBI's taxonomy places the organism in Eukaryota, Metazoa, Cnidaria, Scyphozoa, Rhizostomeae, Rhizostomatidae. The record is from RefSeq and is a predicted model, not a curated record.
GAAACUUUCGACCGAAAAUAAUUAUAAAAUUCUAAAAAACUAAUAAUUGGAUGCAGUUUAGAGAACCUUUGUUCGCAUAUCAGCAUCUUUAAGAUUGUUUUGAGAGACAGAAAGGAUAAGAAGAAAGGAUAACUGAUGUGAAACGAUGAAGGCAGAAGUUAAACAGAAAUGAGCCAAAAAAUGAAGCAUGCGAUACACCAUAGAUCAAUGCUUUAAGUAUAUCACUGCAAGUAUAUUGAGUAUAGAAUAUAGAUAAAGAAGUUGUCCUCGGGACCUAGAGUGAAUUUAUUGAAUCAAAAGGAAUAUCAAUAAACAGCUGCUGAAUCAAGUUACUUUUUGUUCGAGACCUGUUCUUAAAUUGUCGCUGGAUCACUGAGUACCCGCGAAAACCACUUCUACCAAUAUGAAAUUAAUUUGCAUACACGUGCGAACGUUUGCAAGCUGUACAGCUACAGACAAUCUGGCUUGACUCUAGCUCAUGUCCUCAUCCAUCCAAAAUUGCCCCGGUAUAACCAGUUAAAAUGAAUAGAUGAUUAGUACGAGUAAGCAAUUUUAACAGGCGCGCAGCUAAAACAACAACUUCAGGACAAUGAAUUAGCCGCAAAAAUGGAAAAUUUUGAUGGGCAAUGUGACUGACAGCAGUUUUGAAAGAAAAGUAGUCGUAAAAAGUACAGGUGCCCGUAGAUUGACAGACAAAAGUUCAAAAUAAGAAGUUUGAAAAAAUCACCAAAGUAAAAGACGCUUUGAUACAUUGGCACCGACACUUUUGAAAGAAAAUCAGAGGAAAUUGACUGCGACAUCAUCUACAGUCUUAGGCCAGAGAAGCAAAUGAAGAGCAGAUCUGUGCAUAAAAGGUUUUGGAAUUUCAACAUAUCAAAUUGAUUUUUACCAUCAGUAAAAUACAAUCAGAGCAAAUUGCUCAAGAUGAACGUUGCAGUUCCAUUUAAUUAGGAGAUAAGCUUCUUCGCAAUCAAAACACUCAGAUGGAGCGGUUCAAGAUCUACAGAGUUCUAGCUAUUGCUCUGCUUAUAAUUACGCUUAUCCUGAUGUUCAUUUAUGAAAAUGUUAUCAACACUUCCAAACAUGCGAAUAUUUACUUUUUGCGCCAAACAGUAACGAAAUCGCACGUCAAAUCUAAAAUGUUUGCCUAUCCCAAAGCAUUGAUCACAGUUGAUUCGCAGCAAAGUGAACAAAAGCUGCCAAUGGCAAGAUUUUCAAAGCCAAAAGUUUUGCUUACAAGAGGCACGAAUUUUGAACGACGACCGAAGAAUAUCACAACCAACAUCCAAAGGCUGGCGAAAAAAAUAGACAGAAAAGCACAAAGUUGGAAAAAGACAAAGAUCGCAGCAUUUAAGGAUCAUGCUGGGAAAAGGAAUGUUAAAAGUCAGACAUACACAGCAAAAAAACACGAGCAAAAAGUCUGCAAUACAUGGAAAUACGACACACAAGACUGGACAUUCAUUUACAAUGGAAGUAAAAAUGAGUACGAAAAUGUCCAUUGUCCGAUGCCCUCAACGAAGCGAAAAGUAAAACGUAUAACUUUCAGAGAUGGUGAGAUCCUAAACAUUGGAUGUAAUAACAAAACCGAUGCAUGCAAAGAAGGGCCAUUUUAUGAUUUCAAAAUGGAAAAGAGAAUCAACACUCCGCCUUGCUGCCGUUCCCAUGUUCUAAACAUGUUCAUGCGUGUUACUGAGGAAUUACAAAACUUGAAUAUCAGUCAUUGCAUGAUAUCAGGAGGAGUUAUUGGUUGGGUGCGCAACCGGAAAAUGGUCCCUUAUGAUCGUGACCUUGAUCUAAUCAUCGAUGUAAAUUUCUGGAACUCUACGCAGUUUUGGUUGAUUUUUAAGAGGCUGCAUAACAAAUAUGGCUAUGUACCAGAUCUUGUUGAAAGCUUUAAACUGAAAUUAUACUUAAGUACAAAAAAUAAAAACAACAUUGACAUCUGGGCAUAUUGGCUUUCAGAUGGUGAGCUUAGCAUUGCAUACAACAGAUUCAAGGAGCAGGAUACUGCAACAAUGUUGCCAUUUCAGAAUGCUCCUUUUGAGUGGUUUUAUACAUAUUUACCAGCAAAUCCAAUAAAAUAUCUUAGCAAACAGUAUGGGAGAGAGGUUUGGAGGCCUGAAAAACAAUGCAUGGUUAGGAAUGAAGAAGGUGACUGCUGGUGAUAAACUGACAUUAUUUUAGAAGAAUCAGAGAAUUAGUGAUAGUUGAUUGUGACCUGAUAAUAUUUUUAGUAGCAAACAUGCAUGUUUCAAGAAAGUAGCUGAACUGAAAGGAAAAAGAUUGUUAAAAUAAAUCUUAAAAUAUACAGAUGGACAAAGGUUCUAAACAACUAAAUAUUCUAACAUGGAUUAAGAAAUUUCUAAGUCAACAUUUUGGACAAUCAAAAAAGGAUCUCGCAUUUCAUAUGCAUCAAAAAUUAACUGCAAUAUCAAGACCUCCUUUUUAAAAUAUGGCACACUCAGAGCAUAUGCUUAAAGUGUGUGAGCCAGUUUUUUUGGAUUAAAAAUAUCUUGAUUUAACUUCUUCGACUAAACAAACUUUCAACUCUGGAUAUCAAAUUAAAAAACUUUCAGGUUUGAAAUUGAUCAUACCUUUAGCAAAAGGUAAACAAUGUGGAAGUUUUAAUUUUUUCAAAAACUGGUAUGAGAUGGCGCACUCAGCCACCUGAUCACUGCAACCCAUGUGUUUAUUUAUUUGAUAGAAAUGUUUUUGGGAACAUAUCUCAAAGAUAUAUCAAACUCAAAUUCAUAAUGUCUAAUUCAAGUGACAAUUCUCAACCAUUUCAAAUUUUUCUAGUUUGACUUUUCGAAUGGUUAUGACUGAUUAGCUGUUGGUUAUUUUCAGCAAAUUCCAAGACAUUUUCAGAUUGCAGUUUUGACCCCAACCCUGCCACACCCAUAUUCACCAAAUAUCUGUUAAAUUUUAAAUCCGAAUAACAAAAUAGGAAUACCCAAAGGUUUGGACUCUACAGAAUACACAUUGUUUAAAACCCAAAUAAAGUAAAGAUACAUACUUAUGAU